AUGUCAGUAUCGACAUAUUAUUGUCACAGCUGUCGGCAAGGAGUAGCACUAAGAGAUGGACUUAAAGUGGAAGGUUUCAAGGAUUUUGUUUGUGCGAGAUGUGGUGGCGAAUUCAUUGAGGAACUUUCCACAGACAGCAGGUCAUAUAUGUCGCCAUUUGGGAUGAUCUUUGGUCAAAUGAUCUCGGAUGGAGAGCGUGGAAAUGUAGAUGUAGGUUCUUCAAGUAAUGCUCAACAGCAGCAAGAUCAGAACCAACAACCUUCAAUACGAUUUAUGCAUGGACAGCCUGUAGGUGGUGGAGAUGAUGAAAAUAUUAUACUCCUUUUCCUAAAUCAAUUACUUACAAAUUUAUCAGCACAAGGAGCUCAAAUACAGCUACAAAUUACUCGUGAUCCAAAUGCUCAUGGGAAUAUUCUUCACGGUCCAGUAGCAGAUUAUGCGUGGGGAGAAGGUGGCUUGGACCAAAUUGUUACACAGUUGCUGAAUCAGUUUGAAGGUGGUUCAACACCCGUCGAUCCUAAAUUGCUUGCCAACUUGCCCAUGACAAUGGUGGAACAAAAACAUAUUGAUAGUGGUGCGCAAUGUACCACAUGCAUGGAAACUUUCAAAAAGGAUGAAUUGGUAGCAAUCCUAGAAUGUCAACACAUUUUUCAUCGAGACUGCAUAUUACCUUGGCUUAGGAGGCACAAUACUUGUCCAAUUUGUCGACAAACAGUUGAUGCAACAAAAUGGUCUAGCAACAAUCCCUUAGACGAAUUGGAUUGA
This is a messenger RNA of Cercopithifilaria johnstoni, 765 nucleotides long. The record is from the annotation of a GenBank genome assembly. Lineage: Eukaryota; Metazoa; Nematoda; Chromadorea; Rhabditida; Onchocercidae.